Ceutorhynchus assimilis (cabbage seed weevil) is the source of this 2476-nucleotide messenger RNA. Lineage: Eukaryota; Metazoa; Arthropoda; Insecta; Coleoptera; Curculionidae. The record is from the annotation of a GenBank genome assembly.
CCUUUAGAGAAUUCGCCAUCACGUUCAAAACUUGCGAUUGCAUUUUCCUCAACGAAAUUUACCCGCACUUACAAGCAAAAUUAAAUGAAAUCUCUUUGAAACCUUGGGGCCCCAAAUUUAAAAAAAUUUUAAAGGACAAAUAUUUGACUUUGACAUUGUGGCGAAGGUAAGUUCUGUCAUAUGAUUGGAGCGUGAUAAAAAAAAAAACAUAGUUCGUUUGGUAUGUGGCAUCUUUUUCUUUUACAUGCUCAUAGAAAGAGAUGCAAUCUGAUCACGUUCGGAUUGAGUAAUUUGGACGCAUUCAGCCGACGUAUAUAAUUUCUUAACCUAACUAUUUUGUUUAUUUCUAACUGUUUCCGGUAAAUUUAAAAUUUAUAUAAUUAUUAUUAUUUAAAAACAAAAAAACUUCAAAUGUACAACCAAUUUACAAUUGCAAUUAUAUUUUACUUUUCGAAAAUUGUUUCUGCACAUAAUUUAUUAGGAAUAAUACCAGUAUCACCUCUUAUAACAAACUCCCAAUAUAAUCCUUAUUGCUUGAUGAACGAAUGCUGCAAUGAUGAAUAUGUUAAAUUUGAUAGACACCGUCUCAUGAAAAACCUCACAGAAAAUGUCUAUGGACAACCUCUGCUCGAAACAGCUCUCGAGGCUUUAACAGCUCAUUUCAACCCUUAUUACACAUCGCCAAAACCUUUAACUUUAAGUUUCCACGGUAUGACAGGCACAGGGAAAAAUUUUGUUUCAAAUUUGAUUGCAGAUAGUCUAUUCAGAAAAGGAUCUAAAAGCCAAUUUGUGCAUCAUUUUAUUGGACGAAUGCAUUUUUCUGAAGUAAAAAAUGUCUCAGAAAAUAUACAAAAUUUAUAUCAUUGGCUAACAAACAAUAUAACACAAUGCCCCACUCAACUAUUUAUAUUUGAUGAAGUAGAUAAAAUGGUUCCUGAAAUUAUCAAUUCGAUAAAACCUUUGAUAGAUUAUAAUCACCAAGGUGUUGCAUUUUCUCAAUCAGUAUUCAUUUUCCUAUCAAACAUUGCUGCUGAUAUAAUUAAUGAACAUUAUCAUGAUUUGUUUAUCAGUGAAGGCAAGGGAAGGGAUGAUUUGAAGCUGUUUGAUUUUGAGAAUCUUAUCUCAAAAGGAGCUUUUAAUAAAGAAGGUGGUUUUUUCCACAGCGACACAAUUUCCAAUAACUUAAUUGAUCAUUAUAUUCCAUUUUUGCCAUUGGAACAAAAACACAUUGUCCAAUGUAUUGAGCAAGAGUUUAAGCUUAGAGGAGUAAAUUCUCCAGAGAAAAAACACAUAGAUGAAGUUAUGAAAUUUAUUGAAUGGGGCCCAGACGAGUCCAAGCUAUUUUCGAAAACAGGCUGCAAAAGGUUGGGCCCUAAAGUAGCUUCAAUUGUUAGUAAAUGGUACAGGCAUGCUGGUCAUUCCAAAGAUGAAUUUUGAUAUACAUAUACAUAUUUGUAUUAAAGAUUUAAAAUCAUAAAAUUUGUUUUAUUGAAAUUAGAGACGAUUUUUUUUUAUCAACACAGUGUAACAUUUAUUUUAUUUUUGUACAAACAAAUUAACAUAAAUAUCAGCUAGAUAAAAAUAACUAACAGUUAAUAUAUAAACUGACCUAAAAAAAUGAGGCAAGUUAAGAAGAGAUCUAAAAUAGGCAAGAAAUUAUAGUGCUGUAUAUACAUAUACAAAUUUUGGGUAAAAGGAGAGGCAUUGUAUAUAAAUAUGUAUUAUUCAUUUUAAGCGUACAUUAGGUCUAUAUAAAUAUCAUUUAGAAGUUGUAUAGGUAUAUAAAGGUAGUUUAUGAAGCGUAAAUUGCAGUUUGAGUAUAUAAAUAUGCAUGUGCAAAAAUAUUUUCCACCCAAGAUAUGUAUAAAACAAAAUUGAGGUUUCAAUUUUUAACUUACAUUUACGUGUAGGUAAGAGCUAAUUUUUAAUACAGCAAAAGUACAUUUUUCUUUUAUUGCUACACACACUUUUCUCUAAUGGAAUUGAUUGGUUUUGGUCAAAAUUGUUUCAAUAAAUUUGUACUCAAAUGGGUCAAUUAUUGCAACUAAAUUUUGUUCCCAAAUAAUUUUGUUUUUGUAUACAUCAAGAAUAUACAUUGGUAAAUAUUAGAGAGUCAAAAUAUAGGCUUAUUUCCUAACUAAACGCUAAAUAAAUUAAGACUAGUAAUCAUACUACAAAUAAAAAAAAAUCACAUAUAAUACCCCAAAAUAACUCCUCACAAAUCCCCAUUUUCAAUGGCCUUAUUCAAAUCAUUAACCACACGACCCAAUAACUCCCUAUGAUCGCUGUUGCUCCUGAAAAUAUUAUCCAAAAAUGUGGGAUUUCCGAAAAACGAAAAAACACUUUCCACCCUGUUUAUGGAUUUUUCGGUCAGGUGCCUGCAAAUUAUGGACUGCAAGAUUGUCUGGCACUCGUCCAGAAUGUGAACGAGGUAAUUGCGAUCGUAGCUGUAGUCGACUUCGUAAAACGAAAUAAU